UGAGAAAUUUCGAGUCAUUGUGGAGAUUGGCUGACUUGGGGUUUCCGAGGAUCGGGAGGCUAACUCUGAACUGAUUUACUCUUCUUGGUCCGAGUACCCACUGCUCAAAGGCAUUGCUAUCGAUCGCCACCCGCCUCACCUCUCUCACAUCGUCACAUAUAUCGUCUAUUCUUGGAGUGUCGACGCCUUGGCCAGCGUGAGUGGAAUCCCCGUGGAUUGAGGCUAGACUGCGGCCAGUGGAUCAAGAUGGUUUUGGAAUCCACCAUCAUUUGCGUGGACAAUAGCGAGUACAUGCGCAAUGGGGACUUCCUGCCCACCCGUUUGCAAGCUCAACAGGACGCCGUUAAUCUGGUGACUCAAUCCAAGCUGCGGGCCAAUCCCGAAUCCAACGUGGGCCUCAUGACCCUGGCCGAGCUGUCCGUCUUGGUCACGCUCACCACGGACACGGGUAAAGUCCUGGGCAAGUUGCACGCCGUUCAGCCCAAAGGCCAAUUGCGCUUGGCUCAAGGCAUCAAGAUCGCCCAUCUCACCUUGAAGCAUCGACAAGGCAAGAACCACAAAACUCGGAUUGUGGCCUUCGUGGGCUCACCCGUCACGGGUGACGAGGCCGUCCUCAUCAAACUGGCCAAGAAGCUCAAAAAGGAAAAAGUCAGUGUGGACAUCGUGAGCUUUGGCGAGGACGCCGACAAUGCUGACAUCUUGAAAAAAUUCGUCGAGACCGUCAAUGGCAAGGACGGUACGGGCAGUCAUCUCGUGACCAUUCCCCCGGGCCCCCAUCUUUCGGACGCACUCAUCUCGUCACCCAUUCUCAAAGGUGAAGAUGGCAGUGGACCCAAUGUGGUGCCCUCCGAUGGAGGUGGUUUUGAAUUCGGUGUCGAUCCGAACGAAGAUCCCGAAUUGGCAUUGGCGCUUCGCGUCUCCAUGGAAGAGCAGCGAGCUCGACAGGAGGCCGAAUCCCGUAACCAGGGCGGCGAAGCCAUGGAGGCCGAAGCCGUCGUGGCGCCCGCGGAUCCCACGGCCGCCUCGGAUCCCAACUCCGAAGAGGCACUUCUGCGACGCGCAUUGGCCAUGUCCAUGGAGCCCGAGGGUACUCAAGGUGGUGAUGGCGCACCCGCUCAGAGCGCUAGCGACGAGCCCAACUUGGCCGCCAUGACCGAGGACGAGCAGAUCGCUUAUGCUAUGCGCAUGUCCAUGCAGGAAGAGGCCGGCCCGUCGCCCUCGGCCUCGGCCGGAGCUGCCAAAGGCGAGGCUAUGGAGGUGGACGAGUCCAAGGAGGAUUACUCUCAAGAGAUGAACGACCCAGACUUCCUCAAGAACGUUUUGGAGAAUUUGCCGGGAGUGGAUCCCAAUUCGGAUGCUGUCAAACAAGCCAUGGGGGCCAUGACUGGGAACAAGGAGGGGACAAAGAAAGAUGACGACGAUAAGAAAAAGGAAGAGGAUAAGAAGUGAUGUUGACAGAAAAUUAAGCGUCCGGGCACUUCUGUACAGAAUAAAUUAAGAUCGGCUUUUGCUACCCUAAUUCUGUUUUAAUAAAAUACUUGAACACGAAAA
Messenger RNA from Tigriopus californicus, 1551 nucleotides. It is a transcript of the gene Rpn10, whose product is annotated as 26S proteasome non-ATPase regulatory subunit 4-like. NCBI's taxonomy places the organism in Eukaryota, Metazoa, Arthropoda, Copepoda, Harpacticoida, Harpacticidae. The record is from RefSeq and is a predicted model, not a curated record. Gene Ontology annotation, biological process: proteasome-mediated ubiquitin-dependent protein catabolic process. Gene Ontology annotation, molecular function: polyubiquitin modification-dependent protein binding. Bases 247 to 1449 code for a protein of 400 amino acids. Gene Ontology annotation, cellular component: nucleus; proteasome regulatory particle, base subcomplex; cytosol. The transcript is spliced from 5 exons.